AUGACUUCCUCCUGCAUCAGCUCAUGCCACUCUCUGAGCUGCACCAACACUCCUGGAGCAAGAAACAUCUGCAUCUCCUCCACUGACACUGGAGACCAGCUUGGGGCAGAGGUCAAUGCUGCCCUUCUGGACCUCUCGGCCACCCUGGCACACGCCAACCGAGUCCGAGUGGGCACAACCCCUCUCGGUCGACCCAGCCUCUGUCUGCCCCACAGCUGCAACACCGCCUGUCCUUUGCUGGGGACCUGCGACAUUCCCGGCAACAUUGGAAUCUGCGGAACCUUCAGUGAAGGCUUCUUCAACAGCCAUGAGAAGGAGACCAUGCAGUUCUUGAACGACCGGCUGGCCAGCUACCUGGAGAAGGUGCGCGGGCUGGAGCGGGACAAUGCGAAGCUGGAGAGCCAAAUCCGAGAGUUGAGCAAAUGCCCUGAGUCCACCGUGUGUCCAGAUUAUCAGAGCCACUUCCGCAUCAUCGAGGAGCUGCAGCAGAAGAUCCUGUGCAGCAAGGCUGAGAACGCCAGGCUGAUCAUCCAAGUGGACAAUGCUAAGCUGGCUGCUGAUGACUUUAGAAUCAAGCAUGACAGUGAGCGCUCCCUGCGCAUGGCGGUGGAGGCAGACCUGUGUGGGCUGCACAAGAUCCUGGAUGACGUGAGCCUGGCUAAGGCUGACCUGGAGGCCCAGCAGGAGUCCCUGAAGGAGGAGCAGCUCUGCCUCAAGAGCAACCACGAGCAGGAAGUGAACACUCUGAAGUGUCAGCUGGGAGAUAAGCUCAAGAUUGAGCUGGAUGUGGUGCCCACCGUGGACCUGGGCAGGGUGCUGGAGGAGAUGCGGGGCCAGUAUGAGGCCAUGGUGGAGACCAACCUCCGUGACGUGGAGCAGUGGUUCCAAACUCAGUCUGAAGGCAUCAGCCUGCAGGCCAUGUCCUGCUCAGAGGAGCUGCAGCGCUGCCAGUCGGAGGUCCUGGAGCUUCGACGCACGGUGAACACCCUGGAGGUGGAGCGCCAAGCCCAGCACAAUCUGAAGGACUGUCUGCAGAACUCUCUGUGUGAAUCUGAGGCCCGCUUCGGCACCGAGCUGGCCCAGAUGCAGAGCCUCAUCAGCAACGUGGAGGAGCAGCUGUCAGAGAUCCGGGCUGACCUGGAGCGGCAGAACCAGGAGUACCAGGUGCUGCUGGAUGUCAAGGCCCGGCUGGAGUGUGAGAUCAAGACUUACCAGAACCUUCUGGAGAGUGAAGACUGCAAACUCCCCUGCAAUCCCUGCUCUAUGCCUGCCUCUAGACCCUUCAUCCCAGCAGUGCUCUGCCUGCCUGCACCAGCACUAAGAGCCAGUUCUGAAGGGCUGUGUCCCAGUGCAGGAGAUCCAGGCUGCUUGUGCCGGGGCUAG
Messenger RNA from Dama dama (fallow deer), 1383 nucleotides. Its product is annotated as keratin, type I cuticular Ha7-like. The record is from RefSeq and is a predicted model, not a curated record. Gene Ontology annotation, molecular function: structural molecule activity. NCBI's taxonomy places the organism in Eukaryota, Metazoa, Chordata, Mammalia, Artiodactyla, Cervidae.